Saccostrea cuccullata (small rock oyster) is the source of this 948-nucleotide messenger RNA. RefSeq lists its product as uncharacterized. Gene Ontology annotation, molecular function: DNA-directed DNA polymerase activity; DNA binding; nucleotide binding. The transcript has a single exon. The record is from RefSeq and is a predicted model, not a curated record. Gene Ontology annotation, biological process: DNA replication. Bases 1 to 948 code for a protein of 315 amino acids. Lineage: Eukaryota; Metazoa; Mollusca; Bivalvia; Ostreida; Ostreidae.
AUGGGAUAUACCUUAGAGCGAAUACACGAAGUGUGGCAUUUUAAAGAAAGCAGUCAAGAGUUAUUUAAAGAGUACAUCAAUACCUUCCUCAAGAUCAAACAGGAAGCCUCCGGAUUUCCCCCCGACUGUAAGACCCCAGAACAACAACAAGAGUACAUUCGACAAGUCUUAGACAAAACAGGCAUCCUAAUGGACAUUCUCAGUAUCGAGAAGAAUCCAGUGAGAAGAACCAUCGCUAAACUCUUUUUAAAUUGUCUGUGGGGAAAAUUUGCUCAACGCUUGUUAUUACCCAAAACCAGAUAUUUGGACGAAGAAGAGGAAUUACAGCAACUCUUACAAGGUUCGACUCUCGACAUCAAGGGCAUGCGACUCUUAGUCAAUAAAGAGGAUUCCAAUGAGGACAAGAUGCUGGUGAAUUAUCAAGACAAACAGGAAUUCGUCGAAGAAUGUCCCUUUGGAAAUGUGGUCCUGGCUUGUUUUACCACAGCCCAUGACCGCUUACACCUCUACGAGACUUUACAAUCUUUAGGAGAUCGGGGCGUUUAUUUCGAUACGGACAGUAUCAUUUACCAACAUCGGGAGGGAGCUUUUAAACCUACCUUGGGCAAUAGUUUAGGAGAAUGGACCGACGAAUUAGAUGGGGAUCACAUCACCAAAUUCAUGUCGGCAGGUCCUAAAAAUUAUGGUUACCGGACCUCCAAAGGAACCGAGACCCUUAAAGUCAAAGGAAUCACUCUCAACCAUCGAACCUCUCAGAUCGUGUCCCUAGAGACUUUAGAUCAAAUGCUCCAGGGAGAAAUAGAGGAAGUCACAGUACCUUAUCCCAACAAAAUCCAGACGACCCGUGAUCAUGACGUCGUGAGCAAACCUUUAGAGAAAAAGUAUAGAAUUGUGUACGAUAAGAGACAAUUGUUACCCUCUUAUAACACUUUACCUUAUGGUUAUUGA